This is a messenger RNA of Rhinichthys klamathensis goyatoka, 1599 nucleotides long. RefSeq names its product ras association domain-containing protein 8 (gene rassf8a). The transcript is spliced from 4 exons. The record is from RefSeq and is a predicted model, not a curated record. Gene Ontology annotation, biological process: signal transduction. Bases 103 to 1437 code for a protein of 444 amino acids. Lineage: Eukaryota; Metazoa; Chordata; Actinopteri; Cypriniformes; Leuciscidae.
GAGUUGUCGCGAGGGGCCGACGGCUGUAGCGCUGGACCCUUGGAGCAGAACGGAAUGACGUCGCAGACCAGCAGCCCCAGGCCCUGCAGAGUUUGACCCGGGAUGGAGCUGAAGGUGUGGGUCGAUGGAGUUCAGCGCGUGGUCUGUGGGGUCACAGAGAACACAACCUGCCAGGAAGUGGUCAUUGCUCUGGCUCAAGCCAUUGGUCGGACAGGACGCUACACACUGAUUGAAAAAUGGAGGGACACCGAGCGGCAUCUUGUUCCUCACGAGAGUCCGGUGGCCUCUCUGAACACUUGGGGGCAGUAUGCCGGUGACGUGCAGUUUAUCCUACACCGCACAGGCCCCUCUCUCAACGAGUACCCCCCAACUGAAGGUCUGACUCCUCGGGGCCCAGAGCGAGGCUUGCAUCGGCAGAGCCUUCCACUGAUGGCCAAGCUCCGAGCUCCAGGUGACCGUUCCCUCCGUCGCCGCGAGCCACGGCGCAAAUCUCUGACCUUCACCGGCGUGCCCCGCAGUCUGAGGGACAUCCUGAGUGGAGGCAGGCUCGGCGACAGUAGUGCCAAACAACGAGAGGUUUUAGUGAGAAGUGCCCACAAUUCGCCGUCAAUGUCCCCUCGCUUAUCAGGCAACCGGAUGGAGGAUCUUACCCAACUGGUGAGGCUGCAAAGGGAGACUCUUUCCGUUCUAGACAGCAGGAUGGAUGCAUACGAGGGAGAGCUUCGGAUGUUGACUGAGAAAAGAGUUGGACUACAGGAUGAUGAACUGUAUUUGAAGAUAACAGAGGAGGUUUCAAGGUUGGAAAAGCAGGUGCGAAGGAACAAGGUAGAGAUCGAGGAAGAGGAGUUCUGGGCAACUGAGCUCCAGAUUGAGCGGGAGAGCGAGAGGCAGCUGCAGGAACGAAUCCAGGAGUUGAGCAGUCGGCUGCGCAGUUGUGAGGGGGAUCUGGAUCAGCGGCUGGUGUCUCUGCAGGGUGUACAGGCAGGGAUAGAGGCUCAAAGGCAGCGUAAGGAGACCAGAGAGACCCAGCAGGCCAGUGAAGGGGAAGUGAAGGCUAGACUUCAGAGACUGAAAGCAGAACUCAAGGCUCAGGCUCAACACACGGCCCAGCUUGAAAACAGCUCAAGAGCUGUGGACCGCUCACUGGCCGAGUCGUGCAAGAGAAUGCAGGAGAGUCACUAUGAGCUGGAGCAGCUGACUAAAGAGUUGAGGCAGGUAAACCUACAGCAGUUUAUUCAACAAACAGGCACCAAAGUCACGGUUCUGCCCGUGGAGCCUGGCGAUGAGGACUCUAGCAACACAAGAGAUGAUAAAGACUUCGCUGCAUUAACUGGCUCGCUGAAACGCCCGGGUUCAUCUUACCCUGUGGUUGGCAGCAUCCGUGGACUACAUAGUCCAAUCUCCUCAGGUUUGAAUCCUGAAGGCAUCUACGUUUGAGCACCAAAAACCUCUCCAUAUACGUUCUCGGCUGAAUUAUUUUUAGUAGUUUUUCAAUACUUGACCACAAAGAACUGUAUACCAUUUCAAAUACAAACAAAAGUAUUCUGAUCAUUGCAGUGUCUACUAUUUGAAAGUGGUACCCGUAACCUUGUCACACAA